AUGACAUCCAAAGCACCUACCCGCGACCAACUCCUCGAGUCUGCUCAAGCUCUCUGCCAUGCCUUCGCGUCCAAGUCCGACAUAGACACCCUCCUCUCCCACUUCUCAUCCACCCAUCAGAUUUCUGCUUUCGAGCACGGCCUGCCUCUCCUCGCGCCCUUCCUCGGCCGCCACUUCCACGGUCGGGCCGGCGCCACAUCCGUUCCUACCUACUUCCAGCUCCUCCAGCAGUACCUCACCUACGACGACAUGUCCUUCGGCACCUGGGUCGUCGACGCCGAUGCCCAACGCGUCUCCGUCAAGGGUCGCGCAAAGUUCACCUGGACAGAGGGCGACGGCAAGGGCCAGUCCUGGGACGAGCAGUUCGCCUACAUCCUCGACUUCGACCAGGACGCCAAGGUCACCGAUUACCAGGUUUGGGCCGACUCGGGCGCGGCGUACCUGGCACGCCGCGGCGAGCUCAAGCAGCUGAUCGAGGGCAGCGAGAGCGCUAAUGUUAAGGAAUUCUCCCCUGGCCAGACCCAAGCGUCCGUCAAGGCCGACGAUCAGAGUGAUCAGACAGUAGUCGAAUGA
This is a messenger RNA of Dichomitus squalens LYAD-421 SS1, 573 nucleotides long. RefSeq lists its product as uncharacterized. Lineage: Eukaryota; Fungi; Basidiomycota; Agaricomycetes; Polyporales; Polyporaceae. The coding region runs from base 1 to 573 and encodes 190 amino acids. The record is from RefSeq and is a predicted model, not a curated record. The transcript has 2 exons.